Molecule: messenger RNA, 1638 nt
Organism: Lutzomyia longipalpis
Lineage: Eukaryota; Metazoa; Arthropoda; Insecta; Diptera; Psychodidae
Product: probable cytochrome P450 6w1
Exons: 3
Coding region: 26-1528 (500 amino acids)
Biological process (GO): response to DDT; insecticide catabolic process
Molecular function (GO): heme binding; oxidoreductase activity, acting on paired donors, with incorporation or reduction of molecular oxygen; iron ion binding
Source: RefSeq, a predicted model, not a curated record
AAAAAAAACUCCUUUAAACAGUGAAAUGUAUUGGAUUUGGGGAAUAAUUUUGUGCAUUGGAGCUUUGAUCUGGUGGUGGCAGAGAUCAUCAGAGCUCUACUGGGAGAAGAAUGGAGUAUCUUACAUCUCAGGACCUCCAUUCAUUGGUGCCCUGAAAGACUGCUUGACGAUGAAGAAGAGUUUCGUGGAUCUCUUCUAUGAUAUCUACAAUGACAGAAAGUUCAAAGAUGACCCUAUCACCGGAUUUUACUUUUUCCACAAGCCAAGAUUGAUUAUUCGUCAUCCAGAAUUGAUUAAGAAUAUCCUUGUGAAGGAUUUCGCGUAUUUUGUUGACAGAGCCUCAGAUUCCGACGCGCACGAUAUAAUUGGUAGGGAUAACCUGUUUGUGGUUAAAGGUCAACGAUGGAAAGCUCUUAGAUCAAAAAUUUCACCUGUUCUAACGACUGGAAAACUCAAAAAUUUCUUUCACCUCGUUGUGGAUGUAUCAAAUGUUCUUAAUGAGAAGCUUUCAUCUGAGAUUGGUGGUGAAUGUCGCGAGUAUGAAGUUAAACAAUUGGCUGCAACCUUCACAAUUGAUUCAAUUGCAAUUAGUGCCUUUGGUGUAAAGGCCAACAGUCUCCUCAAUCCGAAUGGGGAAUUCUACAGGAAAGCCAAUAAAUGUUUUGAUUUUCAUUGGAAGCGCGUGAUAGAAUCGGCUAUAUGUAUCUUUCUACCGGAAUUGGCAAUUUUCUUCCGAAUGAAAAUCUUCUCUGAGGAAACGAAUGAUUUUCUGAGAUCUUCGAUAAACUUCGUGAUGCAGGAACGUAUUAAGGGUGGGGGAAAACACAAUGAUCUUAUAGAUGCCCUUAUUGGUAUGAAUAAAGAAGAUCCUGAACUUUUCAAAGGAGACACUCUUGUGGCACAGGCUGCUGUUUUCCUUCUUGCUGGCUAUGAAACUUCCUCAUCUGUAAUAGCUUUUGCCCUCUAUGAGUUGGCACGACAACCUGAGGCUCAAGAGAAGCUCAGGAAUGAAAUUAAGCAUUACCUGAAGAAGUAUGAGUCAGUUCAGUACGAGACUAUCAGUGAAAUGGAUUAUCUCAAUUGUGUUGUUCAAGAAACUCUUAGAAUGUAUCCAGCGGGACCAAUUUUGGAUAGAAUUUGCACUCCACCAGAAGGAGCUGAUUCUUACUCACUGGAGCCCCAUCAUAAAUUUGAAAUUCCGCGUGGAAUGUCCGUAUACAUUCCCUUUUUCUCCAUUCACCGAGAUCCAAAAUUCUUUCCAGAUCCCCUGAAGUUCAAUCCUGAAAGAUUUAGUCCCGAAAAUCGUGAUUCAAUCGAUCAAUACACCUACAUGGCUUUUGGGCUUGGACCACGGAACUGUAUCGGAUCGAGAUUUGGAUACUUAAUGGUGAAAAUGGCACUCAUCACGAUUCUACGCAACUACAGGGUUGAAGCCACUGAGAGAACCCCAAAGUUUAUUGAAUUCGACAAGAGAGCUAUGGUCACUAAAUCCGCGAAACCACUCUAUAUGAAUUUUAAACGAAUUUAGCCUUUUUUUCCUAUUAAUACUUUAAAGUUUUUGAAAAGGUGUUUUGGAAAUUAAUAAAUGACUACCUAACCUAACAUGUUUAAAUAGAUCUUUUAAAUAAAAAGAAUAAA